AUGAAGCUCCUUACCGAUAAUUGCAUCAGCUAUCUUUCACCGGCCAAGUUCGUCACUCGAGAAGCGGAACUACGCUCCGAGAAACCGAGGAAGGAGCUGGACGUGCAAGCUUCAACACUGGUCGUGAGGGAUCGUGAUCCCGAUCAGUCAUGCGAUACUUCAACAGCACUAAGCCUUCAUCAUGCCAUGCACCGUCGAAGCCUUGCUCUUGACUUGAUCGGCGUAACCGACUACUUUCGGGUUCAGGGUUUCGUCGAUUUCCUUUUAGGCCACCUUCAUCAGGAGCCCAUUGCUGGUAGCCGUGCCACUUCCGUGCAACAGAUCCUGCAUGCGGAUCGAGCUGCCUGGAUGCGCUUGGCAGAGCUCACUCCCGAUGGGAUUCGUCGUGAUGCAGCCGGGGCUCUGCCACUUGAUAGUUUGUGGGCUCGCUUGGAGACCGACCCGAAGGUCAUUUUUCACCUCCUCCCGCGUGAAGGUGGUCCCCUCAAACGGGAUUACGACGAGUCAAAGCCUGAGCCCUCAGACACCCCGACCAAGAAGCAACGCAAAGGUGCUGGUAAGGGCAAGACCAAGACUUUGCGUGAGCCCAGCAAUCUCCCAGAGGAACUCAAGGGCCUGUCGUCCUGGACCAAAACCGGCAAUGCGCCGCUGCUGGGGUUUCAACAUGGCUAG
This is a messenger RNA of Symbiodinium sp. CCMP2592, 672 nucleotides long. The record is from the annotation of a GenBank genome assembly. NCBI's taxonomy places the organism in Eukaryota, Dinophyceae, Suessiales, Symbiodiniaceae.